AGUAACGAAGCCGGGGAAGCCAGUGGCCGCUCAAGAUUCUACGCAGCAGUAGUAAUAUACGCUUUAUUAUACCUGUAUUAUUGUUUUCUUCAGUUGGUUCGAAAAAGGUAUAUUAUAUAGAACAGUAUUUUGAAGAUUCAACCGCGUCAGAAUUCAAAUGUAAGACGACAUCACAAUUUGCCAGCUUGAUACGUGGAUAAUUUUUUGGAUUCCUCUACAGUUUGAAUGAAAAUCGUGCUUUAUAACUGUGAUAUGUAAAUGUGCAUGUAAAAAUGACUUAGGAUCACUAGUAUGUGUUUAGUCUAGUCAAUUUACUGGCGUAUAGUGGUCUGUGCAUCUUUGUCUCGUGUUUGGCCUGUAAAGACUUGGGGAACGCUUUCCAUUCAAGGAUAUGUCUGCAUAAUAUUUGAUUGAAAGAAAAAACAAGCCAUCUACUAAACCAAUAACAAAGAGAUCCUCCGAAUUAUUUGAAUAGAAACAGCACCAAUAGAGGUCCCUAUAGAGUAUAAGGUUGUCCAUUAUCGAAUUGCAUCAUGUUCAGCUGGUUGGGUACCGAUGACAGGAGGAAGAAGGAUCCUGAGGUCUUUCAGACAGUCAGCGAUGGCCUCAAGAAGCUCUACAAAACCAAGCUGUUACCCUUGGAGGAACACUACAAAUUCCACGAGUUCCACUCGCCCGCCUUAGAGGAUGCAGACUUUGACAACAAGCCCAUGGUUCUCCUUGUGGGGCAGUAUUCCACUGGAAAGACCAGCUUCAUACGAUACCUGUUGGAGCAGGAUUUCCCUGGAAUGCGGAUUGGGCCGGAGCCCACAACAGACUCCUUCAUUGCAGUGAUGCAUGGAGACACGGAGGGGGUGAUCCCUGGCAACGCCCUAGUUGUCGACCCCAAGAAACCCUUUAGGAAGCUCAACUCCUUCGGAAAUGCCUUUCUCAACAGGUUUGUGUGUGCCCAGCUUCCCAACCCUGUUCUCGAGAGCAUCAGUGUGAUAGAUACUCCUGGUAUCCUGUCUGGAGAGAAGCAGAGGAUCAGCAGAGGCUACGACUUCGCAGCCGUUUUAGAGUGGUUCGCCGAACGCGUGGACCGCAUCAUCCUCCUGUUCGACGCCCACAAGCUAGACAUCUCAGACGAGUUCUCGGAGGUCAUCAAGGCCCUGAAGAACCACGAAGACAAGAUCCGGGUGGUUCUUAACAAGGCUGACCAGAUCGAGACGCAGCAGCUGAUGAGGGUUUAUGGCGCCCUCAUGUGGUCGCUGGGGAAGAUCGUCAACACGCCUGAGGUCAUCCGUGUCUAUAUCGGGUCGUUCUGGUCACACCCAUUGCUCAUCCCUGACAACCGUAAACUGUUUGAGGCGGAGGAGCAGGACCUGUUCAAGGACAUCCAGUCACUGCCCCGCAACGCUGCCCUCAGGAAGCUCAACGACCUCAUCAAGAGGGCACGGCUCGCCAAGGUCCAUGCCUACAUCAUCAGCUCUCUGAAGAAGGAGAUGCCAAGUGUGUUUGGAAAGGAGGGCAAGAAGAAGGAGCUGAUCAACAGCCUGGGAGAGAUCUACAGCCGCAUUGAGAGAGAACACCAGAUCUCCCCUGGAGACUUCCCCAACCUCAAGAAGAUGCAGGAGCAACUGAACGCCCAUGACCUGAACAAGUUCCAGCCCCUGAAGAUGAAACUGCUGGACACAGUGGAUGACAUGCUGGCCCACGACAUCGCCAGCCUCAUGGUGCUGGUCAGGCAGGAGGAGACCAACCGACCCCAGCAGGUGGUGAAGGGAGGGGCCUUUGACGGUACCCUCAACGGGCCCUUUGGCCAUGGCUACGGCGAGGGUGCUGGGGAGGGCAUCGAUGAGGCAGAGUGGGUGGUGGCCCGCGACAAGCCAAUGUACGACGAGAUCUUCUACACGCUGUCGCCGGUCAAUGGUAAAGUGACGGGUGCCAACGCCAAGAAGGAGAUGGUGAAGUCCAAGCUGCCCAACACUGUGCUAGGGAAGAUUUGGAAGCUGGCUGACAUCGAUAAGGAUGGGAUGCUGGAUGAUGAGGAGUUUGCCCUGGCCAAUCACCUGAUUAAAGUCAAACUGGAGGGGCACGAAUUGCCCGCCGACCUCCCCGGUCACCUCAUCCCCCCCUCCAAGAGGAAAAUCCCUGCUGAGUAGAUCCCCCCCCCCCCUGCAUCCUCACUUCCCCAGGGCACUGAAGAAGAAAGGGAGUUGGUAGGAGGAAGGGCAGUGAAGGAUCUUUGGGGGGUGCGAGGGUAAAUUCAUCAAGGUUGGACAACCACGCUUCAAUAUGAAACAAAGAAAAGUCUAAACUUUGUGGUCAUGCUUAGAGAGAGCAAAACUAUUGAAAGUGUUGGCUUGCUCUUCUGAUCUACGUAUGAUUUGUUUUGUUUCUUUUUUAAAUUAAACUGGGUUGAAGGGGGUAAAGGUCAUGAUUCAGAGUUGGGGGAACUGAUAUUGGACUCUUACUGACUGCACCACCUGCAUGCCAUAUUAUUAAACACCCCCACUUAGAGUGUGCUAUCUGUGACAAUAAUCUGCAUUAUCAUUGGAUACAUGAACCCUGUCUGUUUCUCAAGCAUAAAGGAUUUGUAUUUUAUUUGAGCCUGAAUUUGAACCUACGUCAUAUCUCCCUUGGCAUAAAAUAGGCAUGUUUCAAAAAGGAUAAACUUAAUCUUAAUAAUCCUGGUACUUAUCACCUUAAAAUACAAUAACGGCUAAAAUGCAGUGAUAUGAACCCUUUUUUUAAUAUAUAGACAUAUUAUAUUUUCUUCUUGUGAACAGGCAGCAUCCUAAACAUGCAGGCCCUUCAUAGCCUGACCAAGAGACUGUUACAACUGUAUAGCUGUCAUGUUGUAAAUCUGAGAGAUGGUAGACCUUUAAAUGUAUAAUGUUUGAAAGUGCUUUCUAGUAACUUGUAUCCCUGUCCAACGUUUGUAUGUUUAUACCUGCGUAAUUAACCUAUUAUUUAGAAUACUUCACUGUUGAGGGAAAGAGACUUCAAUCUUUCCAUGGACAAGGAGGGGAACUGACAAUGGAGAUAAUGUUUCUGUCAUGUUCUGGCUUUUCCGAUGGGACGUAGAAUACAUACAAAUAUUCCUUCAGUGCUCACUGAAUGCAUAACUCAUUAAAAAGCAAAGGUUUUAAAUCAGCACUUUCAUUCAAUUAUCGUACUCAGAUCGUUUCCCUCAGUACUGUAGAUAGCACAAAAAAUAGCUCUAUUCUUCCUAUACUGUGACUUUCAAUGUUCAUCAUACAGUGUAUAUCUACCAUAGAGACUGUUCUAGGUUCUAUAUUUUAUGAUAUCCACUAGUGUUGUAGUUGAGACCACUUCUGGAUAUUAUCCACCAUAAAGAAUAUGUCAUAAUCCAAAUACCCUGUGUUUUGUGUACCUGAUUGGUCAGAAACAGAAAGAUUGAAUAAGUCAAAUAUGUAUGGGUAUUGUAUGUAGAAAAGGCCCCCUAAUUGCGUGUUCAGGGCACGUUGAAUUUCGUAGCUACAGUAAUACUGGCGGUUAUUACUGGGAUCAUGUUGGGGGAACACUUAUCUGAAAGGAGUUCUUAGGGGCAACAGAUAUGUUGAGAGAAUAUACAGCACACAGUAUGAACAGGCUCUAUUCAAUCCGUAGCACUGAAGAUCCGCUUUAUAGAGCAAUUGACAAUUAAAGACAAUGUUCCCGUGGUCACGGAGACUGCAUUCACGGUAAACGCUGCGUAUGUCGACUCAAUCAGAAUGAGAGUUUCUCCCACUCUGUACACAAGGGGUAAGUUUCUUUCCCUGGCUGAUAUGACUGAUACUAUUUUCUCCUGCUGUCUGUCUGUUGCUGCUGAUAGUACGCUAGGUAUCCUGUUGUCAUCAUUCUGUUGCUGUUGACAGUACGCUAGGUAUCCUGUUGUCAUCAAUCUGUUGGUGCUGACAGUACGCUAGGUAUUCUGUUGUCAUCAAUCUGUUGCUGCUGACAGUACGCUAGGUAUCCUGUUGUCAUCAAUCUGUUGCUGUUGACAGUACGCUAGGUAUCCUGUUGUCAUCAAUCUGUUGCUGUUGACAGUACGCUAGGUAUCCUGUUGUCAUCAAUCUGUUGCUGCUGACAGUACGCUAGGUAUCCUGUUGUCAUCAAUCUGUUGCUGCUGACAGUACGCUAGGUAUCCUGUUGUCAUCAAUCUGUUGCUGCUGACAGUACGCUAGGUAUCCUGUUGUCAUCAAUCUGUUGCUGCUGACAGUACGCUAGGUAUCCUGUUGUCAUCAAUCUGUUGCUGCUGACAGUACGCUAGGUAUCCUGUUGUCAUCAAUCUGUUGCUGCUGACAGUACGCUAGGUAUCCUGUUGUCAUCAAUCUGUUGCUGCUGACAGUACGCUAGGUAUCCUGUUGUCAUCAAUCUGUUGCUGUUGACAGUACGCUAGGUAUCCCGUUGUCAUCAAUCUGUUGCUGUUGACAGUACGCUAGGUAUCCUGUUGUCAUCAAUCUGUUGCUGCUGACAGUACGCUAGGUAUCCUGUUGUCAUCAAUCUGUUGCUGCUGACAGUACGCUAGGUAUCCUGUUGUCAUCAAUCUGUUGCUGCUGACAGUACGCUAGGUAUCCUGUUGUCAUCAAUCUGUUGCUGCUGACAGUACGCUAGGUAUCCUGUUGUCAUCAAUCUGUUGCUGUUGACAGUACGCUAGGUAUCCUGUUGUCAUCAAUCUGUUGCUGCUGACAGUACGCUAGGUAUCCCGUUGUCAUCAAUCUGUUGCUGCUGAUAGUACGCUAGGUAUCCUGUUGUCAUCAAUCUGUUGCUGCUGACAGUACGCUAGGUAUCCUGUUGUCAUCAAUCUGUUGCUGCUGACAGUACGCUAGGUAUCCCGUUGUCAUCAAUCUGUUGCUGCUGAUAGUACGCUAGGUAUCCUGUUGUCAUCAAUCUGUUGCUGCUGACAGUACGCUAGGUAUCCUGUUGUCAUCAAUCUGUUGCUGCUGACAGUACGCUAGGUAUUCUGUUGUCAUCAAUCUGUUGCUGCUGAUAGUACGCUAGGUAUCCUGUUGUCAUCAAUCUGUUGCUGCUGAUAGUACGCUAGGUAUCCUGUUGUCGGCAAUUUUAGUAGAUGUUGCAAAUGAUACGGUAACCAAUAAAGGCGACCGAGUCAAGCAUUUGUCAUUCUGCUUCCUGCUUUUGUUUUGAUUAACUUCAGUAAGACUACUUGCUCUCCUGAGACAGUCCCUUUCCAGAUGUCAGGGAGCUAUGAAUCUACAUGGACACAAGUCAGAUGACUGUUUUCAUGCACGCCAAUUAAAGGGAUGUAUUUUCAGUCAGAUUGCAGCUUCUGAUUGUAUCGCACGUCACCUGUGCUCAACAGUUAUGCUUCACAUGUACACAACCCAUUCAAUGAUAACUACAUACACACACUGGAUGCCUGCUCUGUGUUCAUCAUCACAACGACUGUCAAUCCAUUGUACAGCCCCUUGUAAAUAAGAACACACAGUCUUCCCUGUCUGCUAGUGGAGAAUACUCAGACAGCUGUUGUGGUGGCACUCUCUGAUCUAUUGGCUAAUGUGGUGUAUCACAAGUGGAGGUGUCGGUGUUGUUUGUGCAGUCUGAGUCAUGGAUAUAGAGAGUUAGAAGGGGUGUGUGCCACAGGCAAAUGGAAAGGGGUGUUCUGGGAUAUGGAUCUUUUCAUUCAGUUGUAUUAUUCAUGAUUAACAAUGAGAGGUCUACUUGGUAAACCACAGUACCCUGCGUGUGUCUGUCUGUCUGUACCAUAUGUGCGUGUGAUUAACAGACUUGCAGAAAACCAGUAGCCAUGUUCAUGUGUAUGUUGUUCUAUGUAACUGUUCUCCAGUUGGUGGGAAGUUGGAUGGUAAAACAUUCCUCAUAUUAUGUUCUGCUUUGAAAACUAAAUAAAGCUCAUUCAUUUAUUACAGAG
Molecule: messenger RNA, 5878 nt
Organism: Salvelinus namaycush (lake trout)
Lineage: Eukaryota; Metazoa; Chordata; Actinopteri; Salmoniformes; Salmonidae
Product: EH domain-containing protein 3
Exons: 6
Coding region: 534-2144 (536 amino acids)
Biological process (GO): endosomal transport; endocytosis
Cellular component (GO): plasma membrane; cytoplasm
Molecular function (GO): protein binding; calcium ion binding; GTP binding
Source: RefSeq, a predicted model, not a curated record